Molecule: messenger RNA, 2437 nt
Organism: Punica granatum (pomegranate)
Lineage: Eukaryota; Viridiplantae; Streptophyta; Magnoliopsida; Myrtales; Lythraceae
Source: RefSeq, a predicted model, not a curated record
AUCUAAUUGCAUAAACAAAACCAACCCAAUAUCACACUGUUUAACCUUGACCCGAAGAAGAAUUUAAUCAUUUCCCUCUUUUUCUUUCUUUCAUUUCCGUCAUUUCUUUCGUUUCCUCGUUUCUGUUCUCCAUUCUUUACCGGGAGGGCGAUCACCGUCUGCCUUACUUCCAUAUCAUAUCUAUGGCGACUCCUGCGUUUCUUCAUUAGCUUCCCACGUCACAGCUCGAGAAUUGCAAGCUCUGUCUGUCUGUGCGGGGAACGAAUUCUUUAUUCGUCCCUGGGGAUUACCGAAAUUCUGUCUGUUGUCGUAGUUCCGUUUCCGGGUUGGGUUUUCGCUGCAAUUCAGUCAAUUCCCUCACAGGGAGGAAUCGUUGUUCGCCCGAGGGUGCAGUUGGGAGAUGGGGGAUCGGAAGGGCGAGUUGGUAGGGGCGCUCGCCGACUCGGUGAGGGAGAUCGCCGGGCUGCCCGAGUGCAGGAACAUCUGCAAGAACAUGUACAGCAACCUGGUGCGGAGGAUUAAGCUGCUGAGCCCCCUGUUUGAGGAGCUCAAGGAUGGAGACCAGGAAAUUGGGGAAGAAGACUUGGAGGGGUUGGAGGUGCUGAAGAGAGCAUUGGAUUCUGCUAAGGUUGUGCUCAAGUCUGUGAAUCAGGGAAGCAAGCUUUACCAGGCUUUCCAGUGGGACAAGAGUGCUGCAAAAUUCCACCGGGUGACGGAGCAGAUAGAAGAGGCACUCAGUCAGGUCCCUUAUACGAAGCUCGACAUUCCGGAAGAAGUUCGCGAACAGAUUGAACUGGUGCAUGCUCAAUUCAAGAGAGCCAAAUCGAAGGGGGAAGGGACUGACUUACAGCUCGUGAUGGACUUGGACGUGGCACAGAAGGAGAAGGACGUAGAACCCACAGUGCUGAAGAGGCUGUCGGAGAAGCUUCAGCUCAGGACUAUCAAUGACCUAAAGAAAGAGUCGCUUGCGAUACACGAACUGGUUAUUGCUAGCGGGGCCGAUCCCGAAAAUUGCUUGGAGGUGAUGUCCUCGUUGCUAAAGAAGCUAAAGGACUGCGUCCUUAAGGAGAAUCCCGAGGCUGAUGCCAGUGAGGGUGAGAAGAGUCCGAUGAAGCAUAGGUCUCCAGUCAUUCCUGAUGAUUUUCGGUGCCCGGUUUCUCUCGAGCUGAUGAAAGAUCCUGUCAUCGUUUCCACUGGACAGACGUACGAGAGAUCGUGCAUCCAGAAAUGGCUUGAUGCUGGCCAUCGCACAUGCCCAAAGACGCAGCAGACGCUCCUUCACACAGCCCUGACUCCAAACUAUGUCCUCAAGAGCCUAAUCGCCCUUUGGUGCGACAGCAAUGGAGUCGAGCUUCCAAAGAAGCAAGGCAGCUGCCGGAGCAAGAAGUCAGGAGGGGGAAGUGGUGCUUCUGACUGUGAUCGGGCAGCCAUUGAUGCCCUCCUAGAGAAGCUCGCAAAUGGGAACACCGACCAACAAAGGGCUGCUGCUGGUGAGCUCCGUCUCCUGGCCAAGAGGAAUGCUGAUAAUAGGAUUUGCAUUGCAGAGGCUGGUGCGAUUCCACUCCUUGUGGAACUGCUAUCCUCACCGGAUCCUCGGACCCAGGAACAUGCGGUGACAGCUCUCCUCAACCUCUCGAUAAAUGAGAGCAACAAAGGGACAAUUGUAAAUGCGGGAGCUAUUCCGGACAUAGUGGACGUGCUGAAGAAGGGGAGCAUGGAGGCAAGAGAGAAUGCCGCCGCAACCCUUUUUAGCCUAUCAGUGGUGGACGAGAACAAGGUGGCAAUUGGUGCUGCUGGGGCAAUUCCGGCCCUUAUAAGCCUAUUGUGCGAUGGGUCUCCGAGGGGGAAGAAGGACGCUGCCACUGCGAUAUUCAACCUCUGCAUCUACCAGGGCAACAAGGCCCGGGCAAUCCGGGCUGGGAUUGUGGGCCCGCUCAUGGGGCUCCUGAGGGACUCCGGCGGUGGGAUGGUGGAUGAGGCCCUGGCGAUAUUGGCAAUCCUCGUCAGCCACCCAGAGGGGAAGACUGCAAUAGGGCUAGCGGAGCCGAUCCCAGUCCUGGUGGAGGUCAUCAGGACUGGCUCACCACGGAACCGGGAGAAUGCAUCUGCUGUCCUCUGGUCGCUCUGCUCGGGAGAUCUGGAGCAGCUUAGGCUAGCGAGGGAGCUCGGGGCGGAGGAGAUCCUGAGGGAGCUCUUGGAGAGUGGGACGGAUCGGGCUAAGAGGAAGGCUGGGACUUUGCUCGAGCAGUUUCCGCGUCUCGAUGCAGCUCCUCCUUUGUGACAUCUUUGCUAGUGUGCUGUUUUUUCUCAAUGUAAUGGGUAAUGUUAUAGAGGUAGUUGAUAUCAAUACUCUUCCUCAAAAGAUGUAAAAUUACAUUUGUACAAGUGAAAUUGAAAGUAGUGCAAUGCAGAAUUGCAGACUGAAAUUUCCAGCAAA